ACAUUAUACAACAAUUGUUCCAUCUCUCUCCAUCAUGACAAUUUAUUUUACAACUUCUCUCUCUUAAUUCCUAACCUUGAAAUACUCAGACCUCUACCCAGACCAAACUACCCCCUGGAUGGUGUGUGAACCCUACCCUAGACUCUACACACUGGCAAUGUUGGCCUCUGCCAGUAUUGGCAACCACCCACAGUGUUCUCUGCAUGUGGGGUGUGUUUUUCUUUCACCUUCACACCCAUAUGUUCAUAUAUACAUAUAUAUAAAUGUGUAUAGUAUCUGUAAGCCGCGGAAAUGUGUUGGUUGAUGGCUUUGGUAGCUGAAACUGAGUGCGAGGAAGAGCAUGACGGUUGGCUGGUAGGUUACCGAAGUAAAGUGACUGGAUAAAAUAAUAAAGGUUAAAAAAAGGUCAAACUUUUGGGUCGGAUAACAGUAAGGGUGAUUUUUUUAUAUAUAUAUUAAAUAUAUGUGGAUGUUUGAAUGUUAUGUGUAAGUUGAUGUGAUGAUAUACUGGAAUUGAGUGUAUGGAUGACUGACAAUGCUUUGGAUUUGCGCGCGUAUUUUUCCAAGGUGCGUUUGAUUUUUGUGACGAGCUAACAACAGAACAGGGACAACGGGAGUCAAAGGAAAGCAUACCCACCACCACCUACACUGCAUACACUGGUGCUGGUGCACUAGUUCGUUAUCAUAUAUCAGCACCAUCAUUACAUUAUACUGCAUAGUAGACUAGUAUAGAGUAUCCAGUCGGUUGGUUGUAAGUUAAAGUAAAAGAGGUUAGAUGUGCCGAGGUUAACGAAACAGAGUUUGAGUGAGUGCUCAAUACUCCAAGGACAAUGGAGUUUAGUGACAAGUAAAUAAACCUGGAGACUUGAUACACUUGGAGCUUGAUGGGUUGUUGGUUUAGUCACUAGUGUCCGGGCCAGAAAGCUAGGAAGCAUGGUCCAGCGACCGGUCGCACCGAGACGUAAUGUCAGGAUACUCCUGAUUGGUGACCAAGGUGUGGGCAAGACAUCGCUGAUACUGUCCUUGGUCAGUGAGGAAUAUGCCGAAGAUGUUCCCAAGAAAGCUGAGGAAAUUACCAUCCCUGCGGAUGUAACUCCUGAGCAGGUUCCCACUCACAUUGUUGAUUACUCUGCUACGGAGCAGACAGAUGAUCAGCUAAAGGAAGAAAUUCAAAAGGCUCAUGUCAUUUGUGUCGUGUACGCGGUUGAUGAUGACGACACGCUUGACAGGGUUGCUAAUUACUGGUUACCUCUCAUCAGAAAGUGUUCCACCAGCAAUAGAUGUCCUGUGGUAUUGGUUGGAAACAAAAUAGAUCUAGUAGAUUACUCAAAUAUUGAGGCGUACCAUGCGAUAAUGAAAGAGUUCUCCGAAGUUGAAAGUUGUAUCGAGUGUUCAGCUAAAACGCUACAAAAUAUUUCAGAAAUGUUUUACUAUGCACAAAAAGCUGUACUUCAUCCUACUACGCCACUUUACAAUGACAGUACACAAGAACUCACUGAGGAAUGUAAAAUUGCUUUACAAAGAAUAUUUAAAAUUUGUGACUUUGAUAAUGAUGGUUUACUAAAUGACAUGGAGCUAAAUGCGUUCCAACAAUCAUGUUUUAAUACGCCGCUGCAGCCACAAGUCCUUGAGGACGUAAAAGCUGUGUUAUCGAAAAAUAUAAACGAUGGUACUUGCAACGGGUGUGUUACUAUGAAAGGUUUUAUGUAUUUACAAUGUUUAUUUAUACAACGGGGUAGGAAUGAAACAACAUGGGCAGCACUGAGGAAAUUCGGAUACGAUAAUGAAUUACAAAUGUCCAAAGAAUAUAUUCAUCCUCCCCUCAAAGUACCGCAAGGAUGUACAACAGAAUUGUCUCACAAGGGGCAGGAGUUUUUAACAAUAUUAUUUAUGCAGCAUGAUAGAGAUCGUGACGGUGCUCUGUCGCCUUCUGAAAUGGAAUCAUUGUUUUCGCGUUGCGUAACUCCGCCAUGGGGAGACGAGUUCAAAUAUACAGUAGCGACUAAUGAAAAGGGCUGGAUAACGUAUCAAGGAUACAUGUGUCAAUGGGCACUAAUAACUCUAACCAAUGUACGUAAAACACUUGAAUACAUGGCGUAUCUCGGGUACAAUAUUUUUAAUGACGAGUGUCAGACGAGUGCGGUGACUGUUACGAGAGAAAAAAAAUUAGAUCUCGCUAAGAAGCAAUCGAGUCGUAAUGUUUACACUUGUCACGUAAUUGGACCAAAGAGCAGUGGGAAGACGACACUGUGCAGGAGUUUUGUUGAUCCUAAACUUGAAAAAUUGACCGAUGAGAAAGUACCAUCAAAUUCAAAUGUCACAGUAAAUACUGUACAUGUGUAUGGUCAAGAAAAAACAAUAAUACUACGAGACAUAAAUAUUAUGAAUGUUCAAGAUGCCUUGACUCCCGCACAAAUUCAAUGUGAUGCUGCGGCACUUGUUUAUGAUGCAAGUAAUCCGAAAUCUUUUGAAUACAUUGCAAGAAUUUACAUUAAAUAUUUUGCCGAUAGCAAAAUACCUGUAUUAAUAGUAGCCAACAAAAGUGAUUUGUCGGAAGUUAAACAAGAGUAUUUACUGCAACCAGCAAGCUUUUGUAACAAGUACAAGCUGAUGCCACCUCAGCCGUACAGCGUUACGCGUACUGUUAGACCAGAAAUAUUUGUUAAAUUAGCAACAAUGGCAGCAUUUCCCCGCUUUCAAGCAGCGUGGGUAUUAUUUUACAAACACAGCACUUUUCGACGUAUGGUCUACAUGUUGCUUGACAAUCCUUCACCAAGACAAUGGUGGAGUUCUUUUACAAGACACAUGAAACAGUUUGGAUUGAUGCAAGGAGACUCAGUAGUCUGGUGGAAAGCUGGAUUAGGACUUGCAGCAGCAACAGUCGCUGGUUUUAUUAUGAUGAAAGUCUUCAAUUCAGAAAAAAGAUAGUCUACCAUUUAUAUUUUAUUUUAUUUUUUUCCUCAUAAUCGUACAGUCACUUGUUUAAAGAUACCUUAUCCUUAAGCACGCGUUAAGUUAAUAAAGUACUCUAUUACCCAACGUAA
This is a messenger RNA of Microplitis demolitor, 3044 nucleotides long. It is a transcript of the gene Miro, whose product is annotated as mitochondrial Rho GTPase. The coding region runs from base 934 to 2928 and encodes 664 amino acids. Gene Ontology annotation, biological process: mitochondrion organization; small GTPase-mediated signal transduction; regulation of mitochondrion organization. The transcript is spliced from 11 exons. NCBI's taxonomy places the organism in Eukaryota, Metazoa, Arthropoda, Insecta, Hymenoptera, Braconidae. The record is from RefSeq and is a predicted model, not a curated record. Gene Ontology annotation, cellular component: mitochondrial outer membrane. Gene Ontology annotation, molecular function: calcium ion binding; GTPase activity; GTP binding.